UGACAUUUGUGAAGCAAAAUUCCAGGUGAAAUUCUAUGUAGAAUCCGAUAUUAACUGACUUUUGUAAGCAUGUUAUACAUUAUUUGCUUUCAGCGAUAGGUACUACACAAUCCAACGUCCCAACUGGUUCCAGUAAAUUAUCUGAAGGUGAAAUAGCUUCUAUUAUAACUGGAACUACUAUAGUGAUGAUGGUUGUUGCAGUUUCUAUUUACUGCUGGAAAAAAAGAAACAAAAGACAAGAAAGAGCUACUAAUUUAGAUUGUACACAACAGUUACUGGAAACACUUGUACAAGAUGCGCAGCAAGAAAUUAUCCCAAUGAACAUAAGAGAACAGACACAAAAUACAAUUAAAGACUGGCGCAGAAAAGAUAAGAUGUUUGUUGAUACAAAAGCAAGUGAUUAUGUCAUAGAAUGUUUACAGAAAAACAGUUGUGUAACAUUAACUGCCCCAUCCGGAGUUGGGAAAUCUUUUAUCUGUAGACAUAUAGCGCUUGAUUUAGAGAAGAAAGGAUAUACUAUUAUACCAGUGGAGGUACCAACAGACAUAAAGACUUAUUAUCAACCCGGUAAACAGACAGUUUUCAUUGUUGAUGAUAUGUGUGGAAAUUUUACGGCCAGUCAACAACAGAUUGAUACCUGGAAACAAUUGUUACCUGUGAUUAACACAAUAAUUACAGACACAUGUUGUAAGAUUAUUGCAUCAUGUAGGUUACAAGUCUAUCAAGAUGAUAAGUUUAAUAUAUUAUCACCUUUUAAAUCCUGUGAAUGUAAUUUAGUAUCAGAUGAGUUAGGUCUUACGUCUGUGGAAAAAACAAAGAUAGCAAAAACCUAUAUUGGUACUAAUAUAAAAUAUAUUGAUGAUGUUUCUUACAACUGUGAUUUCUUUCCACUCUUAUGUUCCUUAUAUAAUGAAGAAAAAUACGGAGAUGUUAAAGAAUACUUCAAAAAUCCUUUUGAUGUCUAUAAAAGUGAGCUAGACAUAUUGUGUGAGCAUGGUGAUGACGGGAACUAUAAAACGUGUAGUCUUGCUUUAUGUGUUCUCUUUAAUAAUCGUCUACCAGAAAUAUGGUUCCAGAAUAAAGUGAAAGAUACACAACGACAUAUCAUAGAAGACGCUUGUGAGGCUUGUGGAAUCAACAGAAGUACAUCCAAGACAAAAUUAAAGAAAGAACUUGAUAGUCUAGUUGGUACAUAUAUUUGUAAACUUAACGGUAGCUAUAGCACUGUACAUGAUAAAUUGUUUGACUUCCUUGUCCAUUACUUUGGUCAGAAAAUGAUAGAAUGUUUAAUAGACCAUGGUGAUAGUAGAUUAGUACAUGAACGUUUUAGUUGGAAGAAAUCACCAGAUGACAAGACAAGUAACAUAGAUUUCAUAAUUGAAAUACCAGAUGAUUAUUUAGAAUCGUAUUUCCAAAGGUUUAUCAAGGACUGGUCAGCAGGAAAGGUUGCAGUUGUGUUCAAUAACAAUAACAUGAAAGUGUCAUCAUUUAGACAACGGUUAAUACAGUACUUGCAACAACUUGAUCAGCAGCAGGUUAAAUUAGCUAAUACCAAGGAUACAGUGAGACCAAAGAAGAGCCCUGCUUCAGGUUCUACUCCACUGAUAUUGAUUUGUUAUGAUGGUUAUACUGAUAUGGUACAGUGGUUGUUAUGUAAUGAUGUGAAUGUGGAUCAGUGUAGAGAUGAUGGGGUAAGUGGACUGAUGAUGGCAAGUCAGCAAGGAUAUACUUAUAUAGUAAAGUUACUGUUAGAGAGAAAUCCUGAUGUUAAUCUAUGUAAGAAGGAUGGCUACAGUCCUCUGAUACAGGCUAGUUAUGAAGGACAUACUGAUAUAGUACAGUUACUGUUAGAGAGAAAUCCUGAUGUUAAUCUAUGUGACAAUGAUGGCCGGAAUCCACUGAUACAGGCAAGUGCGUGUGGACAUACUGACAUAGUAAAGUUACUAUUAGAGAGGAAUUCUGAUGUUAAUCUAUGUAACAAGGAUGGAUUGAGUCCUCUGAUAACGGCAAGUGCGUGUGGACAUACUGACAUAGUAAAGUUACUACUAGAGAGGAAUGCUGAUGUUAAUCUAUGUAACAAGAAUAGCUUUAGUCCUCUGAUACAUGCAAGUGAUGGAGGACAUACUGAUAUAGUAAAGUUACUGUUAGAAAGAAAUGCUGAUGUUAAUCUAUGUAACAAGGAUGGCUGGAGUCCUCUGUUACAUGCAAGUGAUGGAGGACAUACUGAUAUAGUAAAGUUACUGUUAGAGAUGAAUCCUAAUGUUAAUCUAUGUAACAAGGAUGGCACGAGUCCUCUGGUACAGGCUAGUCAAAACGGACAUACCGUUAUAGUAAAGUUACUGUUAGAGAGGAAUCCUGAUGUUAAUCUAUGUAACAAGGAUGGCUUCAGUCCUCUGAUAAAGGCAAGUAUAUGUGGACAUACUGACAUAGUUAGAUUACUACUAGAGAGGAAUCAUGUUCCAUGUGACAAUACACCACUGAGUACGUCAUAUGUUUAUAAUAACAUCAGUAUCAGUAACAGUCCUAGUCUUGUCCAGCCAAUAAUGAAACAUAAACCAGACAUUAAUGCCCAGACAUAUGUUGGAGGUAAUGCUUUAUAUUUCAGUGCACUGUUUGAACACAUUGAGAUAACACAGUUACUCUUAGAGAAGAAUGCUGACUCUAAUAUCUGUAUCUAUAGUAAACAGUAUAUAGCAGAAAUGAUGAAAAAUCAUCCAACUGGAACUUUAGAAAAAUUAGAACAAAACUUAUUCGAUACCCUUGUAAAGAGUACAUCACCACGUGUAACAGAAUACGUCAGUAAGAAGUCAGUAGAUUAUGCAUUUGAUGUAGUAGCUGGUUCCUCUCCAUUACACAUAGCCUGUUUUAUGGGUAGGACAGAUAUAGUCCGUUCCCUUGUAGACUAUAAAUCUAACAUAAAUAUGAAUAAAGAAGAUGGAACAACACCAUUAUUUUAUGCAUGUGAAGUAGGACAUAAGGAUAUUGUACUUUUAUUGUUAGAUAAAGGAGCAGACACACAAAUAUGUAGAAUAGAUGAUAUAACACCUUUAGGCAUUGCAACAGAAAAUAAACAUAAAUGUGUAGUAGUGAUUGUAAAAGAACACAUGCAUAAGACAAAACCACUUCUUUAA
Molecule: messenger RNA, 3131 nt
Organism: Mytilus trossulus (common blue mussel)
Lineage: Eukaryota; Metazoa; Mollusca; Bivalvia; Mytilida; Mytilidae
Exons: 4
Coding region: 186-3131 (981 amino acids)
Molecular function (GO): protein binding
Source: RefSeq, a predicted model, not a curated record